Molecule: messenger RNA, 2034 nt
Organism: Spinacia oleracea (spinach)
Lineage: Eukaryota; Viridiplantae; Streptophyta; Magnoliopsida; Caryophyllales; Amaranthaceae
Product: guanylate kinase 2-like
Exons: 11
Coding region: 438-1643 (401 amino acids)
Biological process (GO): purine nucleotide metabolic process
Cellular component (GO): cytosol
Molecular function (GO): GMP kinase activity
Source: RefSeq, a predicted model, not a curated record
CCCCACCUGUUGUUGUUAACCCCUCCCUCCUUCACUUUAAAUUCAUUUCUCUUUCUUUGCCUACAAAUAUGCCAAUCCUUCUCUUCUCUUCUCCUUACUUCUUCCACCACUUUUCUAAUUCUUUAAUUUUAAUUUUAAUUUUAAUUUUAAUUUUAAUUUUAAUUUGAUUUGAUUUGAUUUGAUUUUCACUUAAAGUUGUCAUCUUUUACCCUUUUUCAAUCAAUCUUUGAUUAGGGUUUUCAUUCUUUUAAUUGGGUCUUUUCUGAUUACUUUAAAACCCCUCAAAAAAAAUUGUCUUUUUUGGCUGUAUAAAAAAAAAAUCGAGAUUUUGGGUUCUGGGUUCAUCUCACAUUGCUUCUGUGAUCUCUUUGGUUUUAGUUGUGAUUUGGUGGUUUGGCUGAAUUGAGUCUUGUGUGGGAGUAAGAAGAUUUACUCCAAUGGGUGAGGCACCAGCUUUUCUGUUUGAUGAUCUGGAGAAGAGUUGUGGAAAUGGGUAUGAUUUGAUUUGCAGGGGUAGGGAAACAACAACUAUUGUAGGUAACACAAAGUAUGCAAUUGGGGAUUAUGAUGAUUCAACAUUGUCCAUUGGAGUUAAGGUUUUUGAUAAUUCCUUGGAGAAAUGGGUGUAUCCUACAGUUUUAGGCACAAAGCCAGAGCUGAGCUCUGAUCUUUGGGCUCUACCACACGGUGAAGACCGGGUUAUGGUUAUCAAGAAUGGUGCAAUCACAGACGAUGAUCUUUGGUUUCUUGAAGUGGACACACCAUAUGUUAGACAGCAGAAGAAGGUUUUAGGAAGUGAUGUAGUUGCUUGGAGUAAAGGAGUUAUGGGGUAUGCUGGAAAACCUAUUGUUAUCAGUGGUCCCUCCGGUGUGGGCAAGGGUACUUUGAUUGCCAAGCUCAUGAAGGAAUUUCCUUCAAUGUUUGGAUUUUCUGUGAGCCAUACAACGCGCGCUCCCAGAGAAAAGGAGACUAACGGGAUUCAUUACCAUUUUACGGAGCGUAAUGUGAUGGAAGAGGAUAUUAAAGAUGAAAAGUUCCUCGAAUUUGCCCAAGUUCAUGGAAACUUGUAUGGAACAAGUGUUGAAUCUGUUGAAGUGGUUGCAGAUGCUGGAAAGAGAUGCAUCCUUGACAUUGAUGUUCAAGGUGCAAAGUCAGUGAGGGCUAGUUCUCUUGAUGCGAUCUUUAUCUUUAUCUGCCCCCCAUCAUAUGAAGAUCUCGAGAAGAGGCUUCGUUUUAGAGGAACUGAGACAGAGGAUCAGCUCCAGAAGCGUCUUCGCAAUGCCAAGGGAGAGCUCGAACAGGGAAGAUCACCUGGUCUUUUUGAUCAUGUCUUGAUCAAUGAUGACCUUGAUGCCUGUUACCUGACUCUGAAGAAUCUCCUGGGCUUAAAUGAAUUUGCUGACAAUACAAACCAAUCUGCCCAAAAGAAGAUUGGUUUUCCUCUAGUGAAGUCAGUAUCAAAAGUGGGUAACAAAAUAUACUUAAAUUCAACAAUAUCAGAUCUCGGAAACGCAUCAAAGAACUCGUUUGUACUGGAUGUCUCUUCACUAAAAGGAGGGGCACCCGGACGGACACGAGGAUUGGAUUUAUACUCCGUUUACCCAUUUGCAGCAUUCACCAAUGGGUUCGGAAAGCUGAGUUAACUAUCAGUUGAAACAAUCUAACAACCAACUUAAUUAUUUUUUAAUUUUGGUCAUUUUUUCGGUUACCUUUGUUUUGGUUACCAUUAAAAAGGAGAGUGGCAUUUGUUGCCAGAAUUAUGGGAGAAGAUAGAGAAAGUCCAAUGAGAGACAACAUUUACACAAUUUUAGUAAAAUGAUGCAUUCACCAACUAUCAUUUGUAGGGAUUUUUUGUUUUGUUUGGAUUACACAACAUCUCACCAUCGGAUGUUGAUGAGUUUAUAGAUCAUAUCUACCUGGAUUAGGAUUUAGGAUACCUGUCCAUAAAUUAUUUGAAAUUCAGGUAUGUAUUAGUUGGUGUUUGGUUGGUUAAGUGGACAAUAAAUCUAGAGUCGUGGGGUCAUUUGGAUAUGA